GCGAGCCUCGUCUGUAUCCCUCAUCUGUAUCCAUCAGUGGGAGUCGAAGGGUCCAUUGGGCAUAUCACCCACUCUGAUUGCUUGUACCAAAACUAUCCCUUCGGCUACCCAUCUCUCUAACUACUUCGACUGUUGCCAUGUUUGGGGGCGCCGCGACGAAUCCAUACGAUGAGACCGUCACCAACGCAACGGCCGAGACGCUGACCUCAGAGCCCUGGGACCUCAUCCUCUCGCUCUGCGACACCGUCUCCUCCGCAUCCCCGCCCUCGACCGGCGCGCAGCUCGUCAUCGCCUCCCUCCUCAAGCGCCUGACGCACCGGAACCCCAACGUGCAGCUCUACACGCUCGCGCUCGCCGAGGCGCUCCAGAAGAACUGCGGGAUUGAGGUCUGGCGCGAGCUUGCCGGGCGGGCGUGGACGGCUGGGCUCGAGCGCGUCGUCACUGAUCGGAAUACACACGAGAAGGUCCGCACCCGCGCGCUGCAGCUCGUCGCACAGUGGGCAGAAGAGUUCGCGCACGACAGCACGCUGGAAUCAUGCAGGAAUGCUACGAGAAUCUCAAAGCGAAGAGUGCGUUUAUCGAAGUGCUCGAUAUGCCUGCCGACUGCGCUGACGGAACUCAGAUUACCGGUAUGUGGAGCCCGAGACGGCGCCGCCUCCUGCGGUCGACGACGCCGUGCGGCGGCGCGAGGAGGAGGAGCUCCAGCGGGUGCUCGAGCUGAGCAUGAACGACCGCGGCGGCCGGCAGUGGGGCAGCAGCAGCAAUGCGAACACAAGCAACAACACGAACACGGUGCAGGCGCCAGCGGAAGCGGGGCAUCGUCGAGUGCCGUCAACGGCUACGGUUCUAGCCCAGGGCCAGGGUCGGGAUACUCGGCUGCAGCUGGAUAUUCGGCGGCUGCGGCGGCGACGGGGUAUUCCGCAGCUUCGGCGUCAAAUUCUACCCGCUCCAUCAGCCCAACUGCUACUGCCAUAGGUGCGCCAGCGGCCGCCUCGACAGCGACGACAGCGACCGCGACGACGGCAACGGCCACGCCAACGGCGACGUCGACGACUCCCUCGCUCACUGACCCGAGCAGCAUUGUCACGCGCGUCCGGGCGCUGCACCCGUUCGCGCCCACGGAGCCGGGGGAGCUGCCGUUCGAAAAGGGCGACAUCAUCAAGGUCGUGGAUCGGGGCUACCGUGAUUGGUGGCGCGGACAGCUCAAGGGCCGCACGGGCAUCUUCCCCGUUAAUUACGUCGAAGCGCUACCCGAACCGACGCCCUCCGAGCUGGCGUCAGAAGCUGCAGCCGAAGCCAGCGUGUUUGCGCAGGCGGUGAAUGUGGAGAAACUGCUGAACAUGCUCAGGGCCCUGGAUCCGAGCAAGGGCGACAAUCUGGCGGACGACGAGGAGCUGCAGGAGCUGUAUCGGAGCUGUAUGGCGCUGCGGCCGAAGAUUGUCAAGUUGAUUGACAAGUACAGCCAGAACGGGGUGCGGUUCUUCCACUUUGCUCCUCGGAUCGAGACUGAGAUUGAUGCAGCGGACUUGUUUCGAUGA
This is a messenger RNA of Mycena citricolor, 1538 nucleotides long. The record is from the annotation of a GenBank genome assembly. Lineage: Eukaryota; Fungi; Basidiomycota; Agaricomycetes; Agaricales; Mycenaceae.